CGGCAGAUAAUAUUGCUUUUAACGAUUUUUUACCAAAACACAAUUCCUUAUCUCUUAUCGUAUACUAGAUUUUAUCAAAACAGUAAAAGUCUGUGUGACUGUGUAAUUUGAGUUGAUUUACUCGAUUUCUUAUCAAAUUUUAAUGGAGAAUGCUAUUUCUAUUUUGAACUUUAUGUUGUUUCUAUUUACUAUUCCUUUCGGGGAUUUUACUUUAAACGGGACUCUUAAUGACGGGAAAUUCUCUAUACCGAGAACUCCUAUAGAAAUCUUAUUUCUUCCUAUAUGUUGUUGCCCAUGUGAAGGAUCUAACGACACCUACGAAAAUAUUUCGUGUUAAAGUCAAUAAUCCAGAUACCACUAGGUUUACUUUAUGAUCAUAUUAUGAUGUCAUUAUGUCUUAUAUAUCUUGCAUUGUUUGUUGUAAGGAGCCACGGAGGUUCUGUAUCUGAAUUACAAGAACCUCCCCAACCAAAGCAAGCAACCAACACAGAUGUUUCAAUAUCUGUUGUUGUUGAAAAUAUAAAAGUUUGGUCAAUGGUGAACAACAGAGCCAAGAGGUCAACACAGUUAUCUGUUGAGAGUCGAAACACUUUUCCCAAAAACCAGAUUACUGACCAGCAUCCUGGGAAUCCAGGUAAUAUUAUGGAUCUUAUAUCCCUAAUAUCCUUACUCCUCCUACUUCCAGUUUGGUGUUUGGUGUUUUGGACUUUAGAUGUUUAUCAAACAUAUGAGAGAGAUGACUUAACCCUUGGAUGGAAAUUACUUUUGAUUUUGUUUUCAAUUCUCAAUAUUCCAAUGUUUGUUUACCUCGUGUUCGAAAUACGAACUAAAAAGAAUCAAAAAAGAGUAUCGCCCAAGUCAUGCUUUGGCAAAGAUUGGAAUUGUUGGUUUAUAUUUUGUGUUUUCCUUCCUUUACUACUCGGCAUCAUCAUGUUUCGAAUGUGGUAUUCGAAGAUAUUUAAACCAUAUAAUCUUCGUGAACCAAAACACCGGGUUCUACUAUCUAUCUACAUUGUGUUGGGCUUCCCAAUGCUUGUGUAUUAUCUUGUUGAUUAUUGUACUUAUGUCAAAAAGAACAAUGGGAGUACAACAAGGCCUUCCUUUCCUAACCCAACCACAACCACAAUGGGAAAAACGUCAACCAAACCAGAUGCAGGUUUCAAUGAAGUCACAGUAAUUCCUAACGAAUAUACAAGUGAAUUCAGCAGUUGUUCAUCAUUGAGUUCUUUACCAAGAUCUCCAUCAGUAAGGAAUGUUUAUAAAGGUGAAGCUGAAGUUGAUGUUGGUCCAAUAUAUGACCAACCACCAGGUAAAAGUGAUCAAUCAGUAAGGAAUAUACAUAAAGUUGAAGUUAAUGUUGAUCCAAUAUAUGACCAACCACCCGAUCAAUCUUUUAGGAAUAUACAUAAAGGUGAAGCUGAAGUUGUUGAUCCAAUUUAUGACCAACCACCGGGUAAAAGUGAUGCUUAUGUACAAAAGGAUCAAAUGCCCAAUACUUCAGGCACACCCACAAUAAUAUAUGAUGAACCAUAUGAAUGUCCUAUUGUACCGGGAAACAAUGGAAACAUGAUAGUGACAUCACAAUCUAUUCUUUACGAACAAUCUCCCGUUAAUCAAAAUUACAAAGAAACAGAAUAUGAAAACACAAGACGUGAGAAACGUUCUGACUUUCCACCUUUGCCAAACCUUCCCCCACCUUUACCAAUAGAUGAACCAAUGUACAUGGAGACACAAAAUUAACGGACAGUGGCACAUAAAUAAAUGUGUUAUCAACAUAUUAUGCAUUGUACUGUGGGAUGAGAGGGGACACCUUUAGCUCAUAAUAUCCAAAUAUCCUGAUUGUGUUUUAAACAAUUAACAACUGCUAUGGGGGAAGUAAGGAUACGGUUUUAUAAUUUUUUCUUUGUGUACGACCAAAUAAGACGAAAAAUGAAUAAAAAGGCGUCCCAUCUUCCCCAACCUACUAUAUGUUGGUUUCCUUUGAGAAUAGAAGAUUGGGUGUUAAUGGAUGAUUUGAUGUAUAACAUCAACAAGCCACCUAAUUUAAAUUACCUUUUGUUAUGUUUAUCAUUUAAUGAUGUUAUAAGGGUCUAUAAUAGAAAUGGGCAUAUUCUUCUUUAAAUACUGUACGAGUAAAACCACACCCAUACAUAAUAUAUACUGUGAUAAAAUGUCUGUGUUGCAAGUAUAAAGGUUACCGAAUGACUUAUUAAAGUGUAAACAUGACUUGUUUACCUUUGUCU
Ciona intestinalis (vase tunicate) is the source of this 2243-nucleotide messenger RNA. NCBI's taxonomy places the organism in Eukaryota, Metazoa, Chordata, Ascidiacea, Phlebobranchia, Cionidae. The record is from RefSeq and is a predicted model, not a curated record.